Molecule: messenger RNA, 1254 nt
Organism: Solanum pennellii
Lineage: Eukaryota; Viridiplantae; Streptophyta; Magnoliopsida; Solanales; Solanaceae
Product: probable S-adenosylmethionine-dependent methyltransferase At5g37990
Exons: 3
Coding region: 74-1114 (346 amino acids)
Biological process (GO): methylation
Molecular function (GO): S-adenosylmethionine-dependent methyltransferase activity
Source: RefSeq, a predicted model, not a curated record
UCAAUAUUGAGCAAUGAAAACUCAAAGAAAAAAAAAAGAGAAUUAAGCAUAAUAUUAAUUAGCAUUAGCCAAAAUGACAACAUCUUUUCCUAUGAAUACUGGUGAUGGUCUUUAUAGCUACUCCAAAAACUCCAAUUUGCAGAAAGAAAUAAUAGAUGGUACAAAGGAGAUGGUGAGAGAUGCAAUUAUUCGAAAUCUUGACAUCAAGAACAUUUUAUCUUCUUCAAACACAUUACGUAUUACAGAGUUGGGAUGUUCAAUUGGACCAAACACUUUUAGUUCUAUGCAACAUGUUGUACAAGCUCUAAAGGACAAACACAAAGUCAUAAAUUCCACCAAUAAUAUUCCUGAAUUCCAAGUAUUUUUCAAUGAUCAUGUAAACAAUGAUUUCAACACCCUCUUUCGAUCACUACCUAUUGAUCGAUCCUACUAUGCAUGUGGAGUUCCAGGAUCUUUUCAUGGUAGAUUAUUUCCAUCGCGAUCCAUACAUUUUGCACAUUCUUCUUGUGCUAUACAUUGGUUAUCUAAGUGUCCAAAAGAAUUAUUACAUGAAAAAUCCCUAGCAUGGAAUAAGGGAUUGAUUCACUAUGUUGGUGCAUCAAAUGUUGUAGUGAAUGCUUAUGUUGCUCAAUUUGAAAAGGACAUGGAAAUGUUCUUCAAUGCAAGAGCUGAGGAAAUUGUCCAAGGAGGAAUGAUGGUGAUUCUUUCACCAUUUACAUGUUAUACACGUCUCAUGGGAUUUUUCGGUUCUAGUCUUAUGGAUUUGGUGAAUGAGGGAAAACUAGAUGAAUCUCUAGUUGAUUCAUUCAAUUUGCCAAUGUAUUUUCCUUCUCCUCAAGACAUGACUAAAGUUGUGGAGAAAAAUGGUUGUUUUAGCAUUGAGAAAAUGGAGUUGAGAUAUCCCAAAUCAAAGAUCUUAGAUGAAGUUGAUGCAAAGACUUUAAUGUUAACCGUAAGAGCUUGUUUAGAAGGAGUUCUAAUCAAUUAUUUUGGAAGUAAAAUAGCAAAAGAAGCUUGUGAUAGAACAAUUCUCAAAAGUGAAGAUAUCUCAGCAUGGAUGAAAGUUAAUUAUGAAAAACCAAGUACAUUAUUUGUCGUUCUAAAGCGUAAAUAAAUUUCUACCAAUAAAUUUAUGUAUUAAAUAAUUUAGGUCUAUGAAUAUGUGAGACAUCCCAUUGGCCAAGUAUUGUCUUUUUCCUAAUGUUUUGAGAUUAUUUCUCGUUUGUUUCAUUUUAUGUGAUCUCUACGAAGAAA